This is a messenger RNA of Hyaloscypha bicolor E, 3411 nucleotides long. RefSeq lists its product as uncharacterized. The transcript is spliced from 2 exons. NCBI's taxonomy places the organism in Eukaryota, Fungi, Ascomycota, Leotiomycetes, Helotiales, Hyaloscyphaceae. Gene Ontology annotation, cellular component: SWI/SNF complex; nucleus. Gene Ontology annotation, molecular function: transcription cis-regulatory region binding. The coding region runs from base 382 to 3411 and encodes 1009 amino acids. The record is from RefSeq and is a predicted model, not a curated record. Gene Ontology annotation, biological process: regulation of transcription by RNA polymerase II.
CCUCCCGUUUUGCUCCGGCACGAACCCAGAGAAACGAGCCUUUGCGACAUCAACAGCACUCAGCGCGCGUCCUUAGGUAAGACCUGCUUUCCAUUCCCCCUUCGUCCCCGGCUGUAUUGGUGUCUCGUGACAUCCUGUAGAUACCGUCGAGCGCGAUACUGAUCGUCGUUGGCGCUGCUGUUGCCGUUGAUGGGCAUUGGCGCCUGUCGACCUCAUCGAGCCAGCGACCGCGUCGCGACCUCCCAUCGCGAUCGGUCUGGACUUGCGCUUGGCCAUCUCAGUCCGACCUUCGAAGCCUUCUAUGGAGGCUUCUGCUCGAAAUAGCACCGCUGACUUCUUGUCGCAACUGCAGAUGGGUUGCCUCAACUCCUUCCCACAGUCAUGACCUCCUGGAUGAAUGAUGCUGCUGUCCAGAACCACAAUGGCGCAGGCUUCAACCAUCUCGACCCCAACGCCAGCGGAGCCAUGCUCGACCCCUCCGCUUUUAUGAACAACCCUCCGUCCUUCGAUCCUUCCCAGUUUCAAAAUGCCCAGCUCCAGCAACGGAUGCAGAAUGGGGCGUUGCGCAAUGGCUCCCCAGCCUUCAACAAUCCCGUAUAUCAAACCAACCAAGUGAUACCAUCGAAGAGACCACGACCAAGAGAAGAUAGUCUAGGCACAUCGCCGCGUCAAGCGCCCGGUAUGCUACCAAAUUCCCGCUCUCAGACACCCCAACAAGGUCCCUACCCUGGAUUUCCCCAAAACAAUGUAUCUCAACAACACCCGGCCCAGCAGACCCCGUAUUCCCAUCUUCAAAAUGGAUCGGCCAAUGCCAGCCCAUCACCCAUCAUGGGCAACCAGCUACGUCCUGGUGGCGUACCGCAACGAGUCUCUACGGCCUCUCCACAUCCCUUCUCCCCGGCUGCACAACAAUUCCCCCAACCAUCCCCAUCCCAAUCCGAACAUGGCAGUCGCGUCGAUACGCCGCAGAAUAACAACCCAUAUGCGCAAAAUCCCCAGUUCGCACAAGGCUUCAACCAAAAUUUCACCCCUCCCACUGGUCGAUCGUCAGCUCCACCUCAAAACGCUAUGUCCACGCCGCAUAUGCAACAGAAUCCCAUGCAGCAAAGCCCGAUGUAUGCUCAACAAGGCCAACCUCAGACACAACAAAUGCAACAGCAACGAAUGAUGUACCAGAUGCAAAUGCAGCAACAGCAGCAACAGCGCAUGAUGGCCGCCCAACGGGGCAAUAUGCCACCCAAUGCAAACGCAAUGGCCAAUCCUACAAUGCAAAUGCCUAAUCCUAAUGGUCAACUUGCACAAAUACGAGCUCAGCAGCAAGCUUCUGCCCAGGCCAGAGGCGGCCCGAAUCCCGAAAAUUUUAUGAAAAGCCUAGCAUCCUUCAUGCAACAGAAGCAGCUUGCUUUAGACAUGAACCCUAUCGUAGGGGAUCGCAAAAUUGCUCUUUUAACGUUAUAUAUGACUGUAGUGAAAUUUGGAGGCUACAAGAAGGUCACGGCGCAGAAUGGGUGGUCUCAAGUUGCACAAGCUUUGCAAUUUCAUCUGAUGCAAAUCCCAGCCGCGCCUCAACAGCUCAAACACCAUUAUGAGCGAAACCUACUGUUAUUCGAGGAGGCGUGGCAACAGAAUCAGCAGCGCCAGAGGGCGGCUAUGAUGCAGAACGCCAACAUGCCGGCUCCGCAAAUGUCACCUACGAAGCCGAUGAACCCCCAGCUCGCAAUGCAGUCUCAGAAUUUCCUCCAGCAACCACAACUCAUGGGCCAACAGCAACAUCACCAACAACAACAACAACAACAGCAAGCGCAAACUACUCCCGUCAAGCAGAUGCCGCCUAUGCAUCACGCGCAACAACCAUCUGUCAAUGGCUUUUCUACCCCUCAAGCACCUCAGGGUCAGCCACAACCCAUAGGCCCACAGGGUCACGCACGCAAUAGCCUUUCAAGAAGUAUCGACGCCACUCCGCCUCAAAACGGGACAUCCUUCACGAUGGCUUCGCCAAUGUCUGCAACGAAGGCGGGCAUUAGGGUAUUAGACACCUGGGGUGGUGUUGAACUCGAUUCUUUAUUACGGCUAGGUGGAACUUUGAUGCAGUACAAACCUGAUAUCCCAGCUGUGGGAGACCUAGGUGUUAUCGAUAUUCAUGCUUUGACGAUGAGCCUUCAAUCAGGAAUCCAUGCAGAAGUACGUUUGGCAUUGGAUACUUUGGUCUCCCUCUCAGUGGAAUCUCGACUGCAAUUGGAUCUGCGUGCGUGCGAAGAUCUUGUGGAGACAUUGGUGGAUUGUGCUGAAAUGCAAGUCGAGCUUCUUGCUGAGAAUGCGGCGGAGGUCUCAGACGUGAUGCUAGUCGGCUCUUAUGAAGAUGUGGUACGCAGUUGCCGGAGUGAGCAAGAGGUUCUCCAGGACAUUCCAGCUUUCGGCUCCCUUGAGUAUGAACUCGACCGAGCUGUAGACAGACUGGUUUGUAUUACCACCGUCAUGCGGAACUUGUCAUUCUACGAGACGAACCAUCCUCUCCUUGCCGACGAGCUCGUUAUCAAAUUUUUGUGUGUCGUCAUAAGAUACUUGGGAACGCGAAACAUGCUCCUACGGACGAAUCAAAACACCUUGGAUUUUAUGAAAGAUGUCAUCAUCUUUCUAUCAAAUUUGGCCCAAGCGAUCGAGUUACCGGGACGAGAACAAGCGUUAUGCCUACUCCACUUCUUAUUGGCCUUUGCACCCUGCCCUCCACCAAACACGAUAGGUUCCGAGCGCGUCACAUUCUCGCCAUACGAUCCUGCCAUCCACCGAUAUCUUCCUCCAGCUGUGGAUAGUUUAGCAAAGCUCCUCGCGAGGGAUGAGCCGAAUCGGACACACUACAAGACUAUUUUCGCCUCGGAUAUCGCCUCGUCUCCCCCUUACGACCUUCUUACAAGAACGUUUGCUCUUGCGAUAUCAGCCGUACCAGAUGACAAACAAGAUGCCAAACGAGGAAACCUCGUUCCAGUGGUGGAGGCGCGAAAGCCGUUUUUGAUGCAAGGGAUGCUGGCAGCGGAGAUUCUGUCAAAUUUAGUGCCAGGCUACGAAACCGGUGUUGCCAAGUCUUGGUUGACAUCCGAUGAUGGCUUUUCCAAGAACCUCUGCAGACUUAUCCUAUCCUUGUGUCACGAGACCUCCCCCCAGGCUGCUCAUCAGAGAACGCAGACUACACCAAAGGGAUUGGAAGACGAAGCGUUACUCCACAUCACAAUGGGUGGUAUAGCAGUUUUACGGCGUCUGGCAGAAAAGUCGCGAGAUCCGGAAGAUCCAAAUACCAUGAUACCCAUUUCCGGGCUUCCGGCGAAAGAGACUUUAUUAGGGGCGCUCGAGAUAAGGUUACCCAGACUUCAAGGGGUUUUGAAGCAGUUGUGUGCAUACGCGGGGCUGGCCACAUAA